AACAGGAGGAGUAGAAGGCCUGUUAAAUUGGUGGGCCGCAGAGGGUGACUUUGCUUUGCGAAGUCCGUGCUCGCGACCUUGGCCUUGAACGUGCACUAUGGCAGCUCGCGAAACCUCCCCCUUCCAAGCCGCAGAUGCUCCCAUUUGGAGACCGGAAAUGGCGGUGCGGCAAAAUCCGUACAGGUACCUGGACCAUCAGAAAGGCACGAUUGGCAUCCUAGACAUCCGGCUCAUAGACGGCCGUGACCUGGACUCGACGGGAAGAGGCGAGUCCGGGCGGAGUGCGAGCGUCUCCCCUCAAGUCGUAAUACGAGUCCCCGCCGAGGAGGCCAGAUCCUCGGUGGUUCCCAGGAAUGCCCACCCGUCCUGGCAAGAGCGCUUCACCAUGAAUUUGAAGAAAGGUGUGCUCCAAGAAGGUGCGCCAGUCUUGGUUGUCUUCCAGGCAUUGGAUGCCGCAUCGUGGCGGAGCCCGCUGGGGGGAAGCAAGGGCCGCGACCUGGGCUCCGGCUCCUUGGACAUUUUGCCCCUCCUGAACGGGUCGCGCGGUAGCCACGUGAUGGACGAGUGGGUCUCGCUCAGUCCGGGGCCCGGGCGCCUGCACGUGGUGGUGGAGUACGAGCCCGUGGGCAUGGUGCCGGAAAUGGACGACGUGGUCUUCUUCGAGGCCUUCGCGCGCUCUCCUCGCUCCCUGGUCCUCCCCACGAACGAGCCCAUGGUCGUGCGGGCGGUCUCCGGUGCCUACCUCCUGGUCGGCUUCCGCACCCCCACCGCCCGACAGGCCCGCGGCCCCGAGGCGGCGCCCGAGUGCCGGCUCAGGGUGCACCGGCAGACAGUCUUCGUGAUCGAGCGGCACACCCUCCUGGACGCGGCCUGGCACUCGGUCAUAGACGCGGCCGACAUGGUGCAGGCCGUUCCCCCCGUUCGCUGGGCCAAGAAGCAGCUCCAGCCCUACGCCAAGUACGCCCAGGUGCUCGCGCGGCCUGCCCUCACCUCCCUCCACGUCACCUUCGCGGCGGCGCGCCUGGCCAUGCGGAGCGGGAUGGCGGCCUUGGGGGGGGCGACCAGCACCGUCUUCGGGGAUGACUAG
Molecule: messenger RNA, 1087 nt
Organism: Nannochloropsis gaditana CCMP526
Exons: 2
Coding region: 98-1087 (329 amino acids)
Source: RefSeq, a predicted model, not a curated record